Seriola aureovittata is the source of this 3248-nucleotide messenger RNA. RefSeq names its product synaptophysin b (gene sypb). The transcript has 7 exons. The record is from RefSeq and is a predicted model, not a curated record. Bases 77 to 958 code for a protein of 293 amino acids. Lineage: Eukaryota; Metazoa; Chordata; Actinopteri; Carangiformes; Carangidae. Gene Ontology annotation, cellular component: presynaptic active zone; synaptic vesicle; synaptic vesicle membrane.
CUCCUGGGCUGUUCCGGAUGAGACGCCUCCCUCCCACCGCCCCACUGAUCCUCUUAUCAGCUAGUAAGCGGCCAAGAUGGAUGUUGCAAACCAGUUGGUGGCCCAAGGGCAGUUCACGGUAGUCAAACAACCUUUGGGAUUUAUAAAAGUUCUUCAGUGGAUCUUUGCAAUCUUCGCCUUCUCGACAUGUGGCAGUUACUCUGGCAUGUUCAAGAUGAGCGUGGAGUGUAAAAACCGGUCGGAGAGUGACCUGGGCAUAGAAGUAGAAUUUGAAUAUCCAUUCAGACUCCAUCAGGUUUACUUUGAUGCCCCCACCUGCAAGGAAGGAAAGUCUGAGCGUCUAUUCCUGGUUGGGGACUACUCCUCCUCAGCUGAGUUCUUCGUCACCAUCGGUGUCUUCUCCUUCCUCUACUCCAUGGCAGCCCUCGCUGUUUACUGUUUCAUGCUGGAGAAGUACCGUGAAAACACCAAAGGGGCCCAGAUCGACUUUGUUGUGACGGCGGUAUUUGCCUUCAUGUGGCUGGUGUCUUCAUGUGCUUGGGCUAAAGGCCUAUCAGACGUGAAAACAAACACUGAUCCAGAGAAGGUCAUCAAAUUUAUCUCAGCCUGUGAGGAACAAGAGAAUCGCUGCCGUGAGGUCUACGACCCCAAGGUCUCCGGCCUCAACACUUCCGUGGCUUUUGGCUUCAUCAACCUCAUCCUGUGGAUAGGAAACCUGUGGUUCGUCUUCAAGGAGACCGGCUGGAUGGCUGCCUUCGCUGGAACAUACGUCCCAUCGCAGGAGAAGCAGCCCGCCCCCGACUCCUUCGGCCAGGGAGGCUACGGUCAGCAGGACCCCUACGCCGGCUCCCAGGGAGGCUACCAGCCCGACUACGGUCAGCAGGGAGGCUACAAUGAGGAAGGAGGUUACAGCCAGGGCUAUGAGCAGCAGCCCACCUCUUACUCUAAUCAAAUGUGAGCCUGUCCAGCUAAACCACGGUUGUAGGAUGGGUGACCUUGUGAUUUCGGAGUGUGGCUGUUGACCACCACCUGCAUUUCCACACUCCUCAGUUUGUCUGUUUGUGUAUCUGUGAGUUGACAGGCGGAGGGAGGCAGGCAUGGAGGGCAGAAACUGGUGGGUCCUGGGGAAGGGAGCACCAAUGGGGAGCAGGAUCUGGAGGGGGUUGGGGGGGGGGGGGGUAAAAAAAAGUGGGAAAUGGGUCUUUGCUGUAACAUGAUGUUUAUUCUCGUGAUGUAUUUAACUGUAGAAGACAACAGAGGAUUGUCUGUUUGGUUAUACGAGAAAAACUUGAAUACAAAUACCAAAACAUUCGUUGACGAACAUUUAAGAGAAAUCUUGUAAUGGAAAAGACAUUUAUGAAGAAAAAAAAUAUUGUAGUAAUAUUUAACUUGAGAGAAUGUAUUUGUCUGUGCUGUGUAAAUAUCAACAUGCUGAUAUAUACGUAUGAUUACAUGUACACAGUUGAAUAAUUGUGCACUCCAUAUUAGUUGUUAUACAACAAAUGUUGAGCACAGAGUUAUUCAAUUGCAAUUACUUUGGUUCUGUUUAGGAGCUCACAUAGUUUAGCCUUUGCCCUUCAAUUCCCUUAGAUUAUUCAUGCCACAAUGAUGGUUUUAUGCAUUCAUCUCAGAAUCUGUGAAAAUCUUUUUUUCUUUUUUUUUCUCAUGUGAUUGCAAAUGUUGAAGGGAAAACAGAAGAGAAUUACUGAUAUAUAAGUGAGCAGAAAAAGAGUAAUAUAUAGUAGUAGCAGUGAAUAUAUGAUACCAGAAGGCUAUUAGUAGGUUGUUUCAACUUUAUUUAUGUUUUUAUAUGUAUUUUUCCAUCAAAUAUCAAUGUCGAGAGAGGAUGAUACACAGAACAUUUUGAAUCCUGACAUACAAAAUCAAAACUAGCAUAUAAGGUUAUGAAAAUUAGUGAGCAUGGUUGCAUCCCAUAUUUGCUGUGCUCUAUAGUGUGCUGUCAGUAUGAAUAUCGUGAGUCGGGGCAGAGAACAACAGUUUUAGCGGCGUGUGUUUGUUUAUUCGUUCAGAUUUAUGUAAAGGCAUCCAACAGAUUUUGUCAGUGAACCUCUUCCUGUUUUUUUGAUCGCCUUUUAAUGUGUUCCAGAAAGUUGUAAGACAGAGUCAUAUAGUUUUUUAACUGGCGUUUCUAUCACACUGUAAUCAGUGACUUACAUAACUCACAUUAACAUGAACCAUAGGUAAAAUGAGAAUAAAGUACAUUUACACUUUAAAGACCUUGGUUAUGCCAUGGUAAACAUACGUUAUCACGAGGCGGUCCGAACAGUAUGUCUCCAUAGAUACUUCUGCAUCCUCAAUCCUUCCUUAUCUCUUCUCUUUCUGAAGGCAAGCAAAUUUACUGCACGCAUCUUACACCUUAUAUCCUAAAGCAUCCCUAAACAUGUUUGAGAGGCCGAGGCUCUAAGCUGCAGGAAAGCAUUAGACUAAACAGUGAUGCUGUGGUAUGUUUGAUCCAUCUCAGUAGAUACUGCACAGCACAUACAGCAGCUCUGCUAUAUUCCACUCAAAGCACACAAGUGCUGCAAUAAUCACUUCUUUCCAGAUAUAGAUACACCCUUCCUACCGCCGUUUGGAUAUACAAGAUCGUGUUUGCCAAAUGGUAAGAGAUGUGUCUUGAUCGGUAGUUUUUGCUUCCACAGUCUUCAUCAGAAUGAGUAUCAUCCAUCUCCAGUAUAUCAAUCCAUUGCACAGCCUUGGUUCACUUGUUUGUUUGUUUUUUAAAUCAGGGUUCUUUGAUUCAGGCAGUGUAGAAGCACCUGGCUUUCUCUCUUCCUCUAGUCCGCCCCACCUUUGUUUUUUUCUCUUCCUCUCUUUCAUCGUAGCUCUUAUAAAUAUGCUGAAAUGAAAUAUACUCUGUUGUUAGUGGUGAAUGAUGUCUUGUGAUACUCUCUACGCCUUUGGAUAGUGCUGUGUUUAUUGUGUAUGAUGUAUACAUAUUAGUAUUUAUGAUAAUGAUAAGUCAGAGAAAAAAAAUAUCCAAGACUCUCCAGAAUUCUGCUGUACUUCUUAUUAUAUGGGAUCCAUGUGAAACAAAAUGAAAUAAACUUGAAAUUAUUCUGUUGAAGGUUAAAAUGUGCACUUCUGUUCAUAGGAGUUGAUUGUUCGUUUUUGUUUUCUUGGUUGAGUUGAGUUCACUAAAAGUGUUUUUUGAAAUGUUAAUCAGUUUUAUUAAUAUGCUGUAAAAAAAAAAAAAAGAUUAUCGUAAAAGUAAACACCAAUUGUUGUUG